This is a messenger RNA of Arachis ipaensis, 962 nucleotides long. The record is from RefSeq and is a predicted model, not a curated record. Lineage: Eukaryota; Viridiplantae; Streptophyta; Magnoliopsida; Fabales; Fabaceae.
UAAAAUAGAAAUUUAGCUGAGGUGUAUCUGUUAUUAGUACUUAUCCGUAACGCAAAUUUAGCUAGAUAAAUAAUUAUAUAUUAAAUAAGUUCAAUUUUGUGGUGCUCUCUCAGAUUCAUAAUCUUGGUGUUUGGGGAAAGAGAGACAUGAGAUCAAUGGCAGCGGAAUCAUCAUGUUUGCUUGCACUGAAUCAUGUGUCAUUCAUAUGCAAGAGUGUGAGUGAGUCUGUGAAGUUCUAUGAGAAUGUGUUGGGAUUCAACCUCAUCAAGAGGCCUUCUUCUUUCAACUUUGAAGGUGCUUGGUUAUUCAACUACGGAAUUGGAAUACACCUGCUUGAGUCAGAUAAGAUUCCGGUGGAAAGAAGAGCCAUAAAUCCAAAAGAGAAUCAUAUAUCGUUUCAGUGCACAGACAUGAGCGUGAUAAUGCAGAAACUGGAUGAGAUGAACAUAAAGUAUGUGAGUACGGUUGUUGAAGACGGUGGGAUCCAAGUAGAUCAGCUUUUCUUCCAUGACCCUGACGGUUACAUGAUUGAAAUCUGUAACUGUCAGAACCUCCCUGUUCUUCCAAUUUCUUCAUUACCAUCAUGCCCUCUCAAGCAGCCUAGCACGCCUACUACUACCACCAAGUGCUUUGCUCAUCAUGGAUAUGCUGAAGAUUUCAAUUUAACAUUAAUCAACAUAUUAUUAUAGCUUAGGAAGAUUUUCAAGUGUACCGUGGUACCGAUUUAUCAGUGAUUUUUAACCGUUGAUCUUAAUUAUAUAUAUUAUAUAUAUUUUUGUAAUUAAGAUCAACGGUUAAAAAUAACUGAAACACCGAUAUGACGGUACACUUGAAAAUUUUUUUAUAGUUUAUGUAUGUAUUAUAUUCUAGUAAUUAUAUAUGUGUGGAGCCUAGGAGUCAAUGCAAAUAUAUAGCCAAUGCUAUCAUUUUGUACAAAAUUCAUGAUUUAUUGAUUUUAACCA